Neohortaea acidophila is the source of this 1122-nucleotide messenger RNA. RefSeq lists its product as uncharacterized. Lineage: Eukaryota; Fungi; Ascomycota; Dothideomycetes; Mycosphaerellales; Teratosphaeriaceae. Bases 190 to 942 code for a protein of 250 amino acids. The transcript has a single exon. The record is from RefSeq and is a predicted model, not a curated record.
UGUGACGCCAAAUCGCAAACAUCACCCUUCGGAGCCUUCCUGGAUGGGUGAAGUGCAGCGGAAGUUCUGGGAGCCUGAGGCAUCACAUCCACCUCACUGCGAGACUGCCUACGUACCCCAGCUUCUCUCAACUCGAGUUGCGCUGCCUCCAUCUCUCCACUCCAUCCCAUCAUCUCACCAACCGCAAACAUGAAGAUCCUCCUCACCGGCGCCACGGGCUUCAUCGGCACGGAAAUCCUGGAGCAGAGCAUCAAGCACAACUACAUCCAGCACAUCUACUGCCUAACCCGCACCGAGCUCGAUCCCAAGUACUCGACGCACCCCAAAGUCACGCAGAUCCUCCACGACGACUUCUCGCAGUACCCCGACUACCUCCUCGACAAGCUCGCAUCAUAUGGCGUCGAGGGAUGCAUCUGGACGCUGGGCAGGCGCUACGACAAGUACGCCGACAAGAGCGAGGCGGAGAAGGUGGAGAUUCACUACCGCAUCCAAGCGGCGAAUGCCUUUGCCAACGCCCUGGCCACCAAGCUCGAUCCCAAUGCUCCGCCGAUGAAGCAGAAGUUCCCCUUCCGCUUCGUCUUCAUCUCCGGCUGGGGUGCGGAACAGAAUCAGUUCCGUACGCUGUGGAUGUACUCGGACAGCCGGAAGACCAAGGGUGCGGCGGAGAAGGGGAUUUUCGACGUGGCGGACAACUCGGAGCUGCUCCAGGGCAAGCGGUGUUUCGAGGCGAUUGCCUUGCGAGUGGGCGCCGCCAUCCCCGGCGGCGAUGCCAUCUCUACGCUCGUCAGUGAGCUUGUUGCGCCCUACAUUGCCGUAGACAGACUAGGCAAGUGUGCGAUCCGGAUAGUCAUGCAAGGCACAGGGAUUGAGGGGAAGAGGACCCUGGAGAACAAAGAGUGUUUGGGAGAUGAUUGGGCAAUGGUGAACUCCCUCGCAUUCUGAUUCAUUACACCCCAAUGUGUUGGACUGUUCGAGAGAUCCUUUUUCCCAACUCCAAACAUUCUGCGCCUUCUGCAUCCGAGUCGUCGUCAUCAUGCAUACCCGACCUCCGAGCCUCCAUCAAACCAUCGUCUACGGCUCCCACUCACUGAUGUCCGAGUCGUCGCCCGAAUCGAAAAUGAG